Molecule: messenger RNA, 844 nt
Organism: Diabrotica virgifera virgifera (western corn rootworm)
Lineage: Eukaryota; Metazoa; Arthropoda; Insecta; Coleoptera; Chrysomelidae
Exons: 3
Coding region: 422-730 (102 amino acids)
Source: RefSeq, a predicted model, not a curated record
CUUUAGUUUUCUCUAUCUUUACGGUAUUGUACCUAUGUUCGUAGAUUUGAUUAAUACGUAGUUUUCAGUUCCCCCUUUUACGCUUGGGAUAUAAUUAAGUUACAUAAAGGACUUAUUUCCGCGAAAACAAAAUAAUCGAUCUCCUAAACUUAUUCUCGGAUUGAGAUUUUGUUAUUGCCGUGUUCGUGACGUAAAUGCCAGAAACUAAAUUAACCUGACAAAAGAAUAUUUUAAUAUUGGAGGAAAAACAGGAAUAUCUUUAUUAAGAUGUCAUUGAAAUGUCCAAAACAAUAGAUUUCCAUCGGAGGAAAAGGCGUUUCCGAUCGCUUAUUGCUGACUAUUUAAAAAGCUUCAGGAAACCUGAGGAUUCAGUUUAGAGUAUUCUUUUCUACUCGUCGUGUUUUAAGUGCAUAUUGCAAAGAUGAGGUGCGUCUCCAAAAAAUCAAAUAACAGAAUACUUUUACCUCUUCUGUUCUGCUACGUAACCGCCUCUCUGGUACAAGGAUUCCCUGGAGAAGACUACAGAUACAUUGAGCGAGAUUUGGCUAGUCCAGGUGCCCACCAGCUAGCCAGUUGGUUAGCUUCCCAGCUACGGCCCAAAGAAAUCAUCCCCGUCGAAGUUCCCGUCAUCCCCUACCGGUUACCACUGCAAGGCAAAAGAAACUCAGAAGUUACCAACGCCAUUAUCGGAUCAGAAGAAAGCCAGAAGAUGUACCGCGAAGGCCGCUAGAUCAGGAAUCAGGAAUCGAUGUCGGAACAGUUCUCUGUACUUCAAUAUUGCAGAUUACAUUUUGUUUUGUGUAUUUUAGAAUAUUAAAUAAUUAAUAUAUUGACUAUUUUAAAA